AUGAGAACCCUCUCCUUCUUCUUCUUCUUCUUCAUCUCCUCUCAAGUUUUCGCUUCCGCCAAGUCCGUUAACCGUUUAGGCGGAUGGAAGACCAUCGUGGACACUCAAGAUCCCAACGUGCAGAAGGUGGCCAAGUUUGCGGUGUCAGAGUACGCAAAGCAGCAGGGCCAGAGCUUCGAGCUCGUCGAUGUAGUCGCUGCGCAGCGACAAGUGGUGGCGGGGUUCAAUUACCGGUUACUCCUCGAGGCUAAAACCUCGACCGGAAAGGUCUCCAAGUACGGAGUGCUGGUGGAUGAGUCACUGAAGGGCGACUUGAAGCUCGUUGCAUUCGAACCCGUUCGGCCUUCUGCCUCCGCCAAUGACUUUUCUACUCACAAGACAAAUGAAGGAAGAUGGGAGACGAUCAUAAACCUGCAGGACCCCGAGGUGAGAAAGGUCGCAGAGUUCGCAGUGUCGGAGUACGGAAAGCAACAGGGAGCGAGCUUCGAGCUCGUCGACAUCUUCGCCGCACGGCGAAACGUGGUGGCCGGAUUAAUCAAGUACCAGCUCGUCCUGGACGUUAGGACCCCGAGCAAAAGCGUUUCCAGGUUCGGAGUGUUGGUGAAUGAGUCAUCGAAGGGUGAUUUGGUCCUCGUUUCAUUUGAAAAAACUAAUUAA
This is a messenger RNA of Zingiber officinale, 657 nucleotides long. Its product is annotated as putative cysteine proteinase inhibitor 7. The transcript has a single exon. Gene Ontology annotation, molecular function: cysteine-type endopeptidase inhibitor activity. Lineage: Eukaryota; Viridiplantae; Streptophyta; Magnoliopsida; Zingiberales; Zingiberaceae. The record is from RefSeq and is a predicted model, not a curated record. The coding region runs from base 1 to 657 and encodes 218 amino acids.